UUUAAAGCUUCGAAUAACUAUAUGGAAUACACAGUUGUUUUUCAUUAAGAUCGCAGGCACAGAAAUAAUUAAAAACAUAAAAAAAAAGUGAAAAACGAAUCGUUCUGUGGGGCCGUAAUUUUUCAAAAUUGAUAGUUUGAGAUUUAACGAAUUCUGAUGUGUAAAGAAUUGUGGAUUCAAACGAUAAAAUUUAUACUUUAAAAGUUCUGAUAACGUUUGGAAUAGUAUAAACUAAGUGAAGAGUUUUCGUGAUAGGGGAUUAAUCAAAGUUCGUGAUUAAACAAACAAUCGGAAUGAGGAUGCUCGUGAUGGGAAAUGAUAAACACAAUAGUCAGUGGUGUUUCCCCGAAACUUCAGUACUUUUUUACAAUCCGAAUCAAACAUGCACAGACUCAAUAAAUGACUCGUCAUCAGGAUUUGCCUCUGAUGCAGCGAGUCAUACGUACUCAAAGACCAGCAUGUCGACCUUCAAAGGAAGCUGCUCUGACAGCAGCGAAUCUGGACGAGUAUCGUGUAGAGAACCACCGUGGUCAGGGACGAAGACUCCUGCACACAGAGAACCUAACCAUUAUAAUCCACGUGACUUAAACAUGCAAUACAGGAUGUCCACGCCGUCACCAAUGUCUCAUAAAUCAUCUUCGUCCGUGAAAACAACAUCAUCCAACCGUUCGUCCUCAAAAUCAUCACACAUUUCAUCAAAUAAACUUCCAACAGCGCCACCUGUGAUAAGUUAUAAAAAUCCUGCAUAUGAAUAUCAGCUAGAUAAACAUAUCGAAGAAAUUCAGUAUAAUAUUAAACGAAUUGAGCUUCAAGACUGUCAACAGUACAUUUCAUCAAAACCGAAAUCACGUCACCAUAAACCGUCUCUUUUCGACUUAGUGACGGAUGAUGUUAUCGUAAAUAUAUUCUCAAACUUGCCGACUGAUCAGUUGUGUCGGUGUUCUCGAGUGUGCAACCGAUGGUAUCGGUUGUCAUGGGACCCGUUACUAUGGAAACGCAUUGUUAUAAAUAGCGAGAAGAUAAACGUUGAUAAAGCUUUGAAAUAUUUGACAAAGAGACUCAGCUACAAUACUCCCACAGUGUGUGUGAUUGUGGAAAGAAUUAUAUUGACUGGUUGUGAAAAACUAACCAAUAAAGGAUUACAUACGAUAGCCAAACGCUGUCCAGAGUUACGCCACUUGGAAAUACAGGGAUGUGCCAAUGUUACUAAUGAUUCUCUCUUUGAAAUAGCAUCUUACUGUGUUAACCUGGAAUAUUUAGAUGUUACUGGUUGCCCUUGUAUUACCAGUGUUAGUCUUACCACUCAAGUUUUAGAACAGGCCACAGCACACCAUCUUCGACAGAUCUACCUCCGCUUUUUAGACAUGACAGACUGUUAUGCGCUUGAGGACGAAGGAUUACAAACACUUACUCUUCAUUGUACCCAAUUACAACACUUGUAUCUAAGACGAUGUGUGCGCAUUGGCGACGCUGGCGUUCAAGCCAUAGGUAUUAAUUGUCCGUAUAUCAAGGAACUUAGCAUUAGUGACUGUAGAAAAGUGACCGACUACGGAGUUUGUGCACUCUCGAAAAUAGGAGACAAUUUAAGAUAUUUAAGUGUAGCAAAGUGUGAUAAAGUUUCUGACGUAGGUGUAAUACAGUUGGCUAAAAAUUGCCGGAAGUUACGUUAUCUCAAUGUCAGAGGUUGUGAAGCUGUCUCAGACGACGCCAUGGAUGUUUUAGCACGAAACUGCUCGAAACUCAAAUCUUUAGAUAUUGGAAAAUGUGAUGUAACUGAUGAAGGAUUACAGGUCCUUUCACAUAAUUGUUCUCAACUAAAGAAACUAAGUCUUAAGUCUUGUGAUGCAAUUACAGACGACGGUGUAAAAUGUAUUGCCAAGAAAUGCCGCCAUCUUGAGCAACUCAAUAUUCAAGACUGCCAUCUGACAGUGGACGCUUACCGAGCUGUAAAACGUUACUGUAAAAAAUGCUUUAUUGAACAUACAAAUCCUGGUUUUUAUUGACAAUAUAUAAUAGCUUGUAUAUUAGAACAAGGGAAAAAGCCUAUCCCUCUCCUCCUCUCCUUCUUCUUCUUUUUCUUCUUCUUCUACACAAAUUUAUAUCUAAAAUGUAUCCUCACUUUUCUGCUCAUAAACUGUCUGAUGUUAACAGAAAUAUCGUUUUCUGCAUUUUCUCCCAUAUAUAAUUUUUAAGUCCAAUUGAAAAUUCUGAAAUGUUCCCAAACUUUGUACUAAUUAAGAAAAACAAAAUUUGCUCAAUGUACUCUCAGUUCUAUUUUUGGCAAGUACGACUUUUUCGUCUAUUUUAUAAAACUAAACGCGAGUUUUAAUCUUUUGGCAGUUUUUAAUAUAUUUAUUUCACUAAAAAUGGUUCUAUCUGCCUCAAUUUAUGUAGGUCUAACAGCAAAUUAAAAUGCGAAAACAAUGAUGUUCAGAACAUAACAGAGUUUUGACCAUUCCCAUAUGUCCCGGUAACCGGUAAGCAUAUAGUCCAUUGUUAUGUAUAUUGUAUCAUGUAUAAUCUACAAGAAUCAUUAUAUAUUAUUAUUAUUUUCUUGUGUUGAUUGUUUUUGUUUUACUAAGUUAUGUUUGUUACAACAGUGCUGGAGAAUAAAAUAUUAAAAUAA
This is a messenger RNA of Mytilus californianus (California mussel), 2626 nucleotides long. RefSeq names its product F-box/LRR-repeat protein 7-like. Bases 294 to 2003 code for a protein of 569 amino acids. The transcript has 3 exons. NCBI's taxonomy places the organism in Eukaryota, Metazoa, Mollusca, Bivalvia, Mytilida, Mytilidae. Gene Ontology annotation, biological process: SCF-dependent proteasomal ubiquitin-dependent protein catabolic process. Gene Ontology annotation, molecular function: protein binding. The record is from RefSeq and is a predicted model, not a curated record. Gene Ontology annotation, cellular component: SCF ubiquitin ligase complex.